Molecule: messenger RNA, 1035 nt
Organism: Colletotrichum abscissum
Lineage: Eukaryota; Fungi; Ascomycota; Sordariomycetes; Glomerellales; Glomerellaceae
Exons: 4
Coding region: 1-1035 (344 amino acids)
Source: RefSeq, a predicted model, not a curated record
AUGGGUCCGCCGACUAUCGAAUGGUUCGGCGCCACGACCUUUCGACUGCGAGCCAACGGUUUGGUCCUGUUUCUAGAUACAUGGUUGGAGAGGCCCUCUGUGCUACCGAAGCAUCUUGAUAUCAAUGAUGUGAUUGAAGCAGAUUAUAUCUUCAUAUCUCAUGCCCAUUUCGAUCACCUGCCUGGUGCGGAUAAGAUAGCGAAGAAGACCGGUGCUGUGGUUAUCGCCAACGGCGAGGCGAUUAACCUUCUCCGAGAUGCGGGCGUCAACGAAUUUCAACUCUUCCCCGUCGCGGGCGGAGAGCGUAUUCCAUUGUUCACCAAGAACGACCGUAAAUCUGCGGCAGACGGCGAAAUAUCUAUCGCUGAUGGUCCGCCCGGAAUGCCAGCUAGACCGAAUCACUCUCGAGCUGUCAUGUCUGUUCACGUUUGGCCUUCUCUACAUGCUCUGAUGCCUGGAAGUGGACAUCAUGAUAUUCCAGAGGAGAUUGACACUGGAACAGUCUACAAAGGCGAGGCUACACCGUAUACUUGUACCCUUGACAUUACAAUGGGGAUGAAAUACGGCCUCUUAUGCAACAAAGAAAACAUGCCGCCCGAACAGAUAGACGACGGAAUGAAAUCCUUUGCAGAGUACAUCAGCGACAGGAAGAACAACGUGUUUUCGCACUACGAUGGCGGUCAACUAGCCUACAACUUCCUUCUCGGGCCCGGGCAGACUGUGUUCUGGAACGGACAUUUGGGUGGCUAUGAGGGCAUUAUCAAGAGCAUUGAGCCAACCCCAGAUGUGGCGAUCCUCACCAUCGCGGGGCGAGCCAAUCUGAACGGCCGACCUUACGAUGGAUCUGCUGCCCAGUUCGCGACGAACCAGAUCCGGUGGCUAUCUCAACCCAAGAAAGUGAUCUGGGCUCUCCAUGAUGAGGGUGCGAUCAAGCCGUAUCGAGUAAACACCGCCGCCGCAACUGCCAUGGUCCAUGCUCAGACCUCAUCAACAGUGGAAGAGCUCGAGUUCGGUCUCGCAAAACCACUUUUCUGA